CAAUUCGCCAUCGUGAAGAAGUGCCGGGAGAAGAGCACGGGGCUGGAGUACGCGGCCAAGUUCAUCAAGAAGCGGCAGAGCCGGGCCAGCCGGCGGGGCGUGUGCCUGGAGGAGAUCCAGCGGGAGGUGAGCAUCCUGCGGCAGGUGCUGCACCCCAACGUCAUCACGCUGCACGACGUCUUCGAGAACCGCACCGACGUGGUGCUCAUCCUCGAGCUAGUGUCCGGAGGAGAGCUCUUCGACUUCCUGGCCCAGAAGGAAUCCCUGAGUGAGGAGGAGGCCACCAGCUUCAUUAAACAGAUCCUGGAAGGGGUGAACUACCUUCAUGCCAAGAAAAUCGCUCACUUUGAUCUCAAGCCAGAAAACAUUAUGUUGUUGGACAAGAAUAUUCCCAUUCCACACAUCAAGCUGAUUGACUUUGGCCUGGCUCAUGAAAUAGAAGAUGGAGUUGAAUUUAAGAACAUUUUUGGAACACCAGAAUUUGUUGCUCCAGAAAUUGUGAACUAUGAGCCCCUGGGACUGGAGGCUGACAUGUGGAGCAUCGGUGUCAUCACCUACAUCCUCCUCAGUGGAGCAUCCCCCUUUCUGGGAGACACGAAGCAGGAAACGCUGGCAAAUAUCACAGCAGUGAGUUACGACUUUGACGAGGAAUUCUUCAGCCAGACCAGCGAGCUGGCCAAGGACUUCAUUCGGAAGCUUCUGGUUAAAGAGACCCGGAAGCGGCUCACAAUCAAAGAGGCUCUCAGUCACCCCUGGAUCACGCCGGUGGACAACCAGCAAGCCCUGAUACGCAGGGAGUCUGCGGUCAAUCUGGAGAACUUCAAGAAGCAGUAUGUCCGCAGGCGGUGGAAGCUCUCCUUCAGCAUUGUCUCCUUGUGUAACCACCUCACCCGAUCCCUGAUGAAGAAGGUGCACCGGAGGCCGAACGAGGACCUGAGGAAUUGUGAGAGUGACACGGAGGAGGACAUCGCCAAAAAAAAAGCCCUCCGCCCCCGGAGGAGGAGCAGUAUCUCCUAACUGACCAGGCUCUAGGUGGCCACCAGGGAAGCCCAGGCCCAGCAAGGCUCCUUUCUCUGCAGACUCUCGGACCCUGCUUGUCACCAGCGCCUGAGCAUUCUGCAACCCUGAGCACUUUGCAAGAAAGAUGGGCAUGCAGGAUUCAGAGGGAUUUGUGGGGGAUCCAGGAGAUCCUGGGAGCUGUGGCUAUCUCCUAUGGAGGAGACUCCAACAUUCCCAAAGCCCUUAAUUCUCCAUAAAAUGGGCUUUCACCUGUCUGCCCACCUCAGAAGCUGGGAUGGGAUGUGACCCUAAGAAAAUGAUGUAGAUGACCAUCAUCACCAUCAUCAUGGGUAAAGGUCAGAUUUGGGCAGCUUUCCUUGCAGGAUGAGGGAGUUCAGAACCAGCCUGGUCAAAAAUGAUACCAGGAAGACAGACACCUCACCCGUGGGCAGAAGAUACAGAGUGAAUGUUGGGGUGUGAGGGACCAAUCCUGUGACCUCCCAGAACCCACUUGGAGUCAGCGUGGCAUGCCGGCCAACUUAUCAAACCUCCUAAAGCAGCCCAUUGGCAGCCCACUGUGUUGUCAUUUUUUUCACUUUUAUUAAACUUCUUGUUUACCUGA
Odocoileus virginianus texanus is the source of this 1621-nucleotide messenger RNA. It is a transcript of the gene DAPK2, whose product is annotated as death associated protein kinase 2. Gene Ontology annotation, cellular component: nucleus; cytoplasm. Gene Ontology annotation, molecular function: ATP binding; protein serine/threonine kinase activity. NCBI's taxonomy places the organism in Eukaryota, Metazoa, Chordata, Mammalia, Artiodactyla, Cervidae. Gene Ontology annotation, biological process: positive regulation of apoptotic process; intracellular signal transduction; protein phosphorylation. The record is from RefSeq and is a predicted model, not a curated record.